Camponotus floridanus (Florida carpenter ant) is the source of this 1576-nucleotide messenger RNA. It is a transcript of the gene FucTB, whose product is annotated as alpha-(1,3)-fucosyltransferase 10. Bases 150 to 1463 code for a protein of 437 amino acids. Gene Ontology annotation, cellular component: membrane. The record is from RefSeq and is a predicted model, not a curated record. Gene Ontology annotation, molecular function: alpha-(1->3)-fucosyltransferase activity. The transcript is spliced from 7 exons. NCBI's taxonomy places the organism in Eukaryota, Metazoa, Arthropoda, Insecta, Hymenoptera, Formicidae.
AUUGAAGUGACAUUUUUUCAGUAUCGAAAUUUGACACUCUUGUCAUUUCUCUAGGUUAUGUUUUAUUAAUAAUUAAUAAAAUAUUAAUAUAAGUAUAUGUAAAGAGAGAAAGAUAGAUUUCUUCAUGAAUGUGCGGCUCAUAAAUUAUAAUGCCACGGAAAUUACGUAUUAUGUUUGCAACUGCGACAACGCUAGGUUUAUGUAUCAUAAUAUUUCAGUUACGUUUAAUUCUUUACGAUCGCACGAGAUUGUCUUCUUCAGAUGAUGAUAUACCUGUUGUAUUAUGGUGGACUCCAUUUGGUAAUAACAAUCUAGUGAAAACUUGCGGAAAUGCUAAAUGUUACUUUACACACAAUAGAGCAUUUGAAAACAACAUACGCUUGAAAAGUAUUUUAUUUUAUGGAAGUAAUCUUCAUAUUCAUGAUUUGCCUAAUUGGAGGAGUAGCUCUGUAUCAUGGGGUUUACUUCAUGAAGAAUCUCCUAGAAAUAAUCCUAUACUCAUCCAUGAGAAAACACUUAAUCUUUUUAAUUAUUCUUCAACCUUUAGCAGAUUUAGCGAUGUACCACUUACGCUUCUUGAUUUAUUCAGUUUAAAAGAUUUAAUAGGAAAAUCAUAUUAUGUGUCUACCAAAGAGAAGUCUGCAUUGAUACAUGCAAAAAAUUAUGCACCAGUAUUAUACAUUCAAUCUGACUGUGAUACCGCUAGCGACAGGGAUCGUUAUGUCUUAGAAUUAAUGAAAUACAUUCGUAUUGAUUCCUAUGGUACAUGUAUAAAUAAUGCUCGUCUUGAAGACAGGUUCAAGAAUAACUAUUUCGAUAUUUUAAAUAAUCGUGAAUUCUUAUCUUUUGUGGCCAAAUACAAAUUUACUAUAGCUUUCGAAAAUGCGAUAUGUAAUGAUUAUAUCACAGAAAAAUUGUGGAGGCCACUUAUUGUUGGCUCUGUACCUAUAUAUUAUGGGUCACCAUCCUUUAAGGAUUGGCUCCCAAAUAAUAAAUCCGCCAUCUCGAUAUUAGAUUUUACUAGCCCAAAAGCACUUUCUGAUUUUUUACACAAACUUGUGAAAAAUGAUUCUGCAUAUGAGGAAUAUUUAGCUCAUAAAUUAAAUAAACGCGAGUAUCGCGUUACAAAUAGUGCAUUACUACGUGCACUUGAAAGAAGAUCGAUGACCUUACCUUAUGAGUUUGGAAAUUAUAUGGAAGAAUUUGAAUGUUUUAUUUGCGAGCAAAUACAGAAUAAUUGCGAAUCAAAGAUACGUAAGGUAACAAGAAAACAAUACGAUUGUCCUCUACCGAGAGAUCCUAUAACAGGUGGAAUCAGUAAACGCAAUUGGUGGAUAGAUCAAUGGAAUAUCGAGAAAUGCGGAGCUAAGCUGUUAGCUCACUAUAUAACUAAUAAUAUCAGCAUUAAUACAAAACAUUUUAAUGAACAAAAGAUGAAUAUGUACGAUAAUAAUGAAUGUUGAGAUACAUAUGAAACAAGGAAACAGUUUUGCAAACAAUUUUGAUAAUAUAAAUACUCGAUUAUUUUAUGAACUAUAUUAGGAAUAUGAGUAUAAAAUGAAUGCGUAUAUAAAUG